AUGGGUAUGGCACGUAUGGCAAGUUAUGCCAACAAAUAUGUGGAAGCUCCUGAUUUUCGGGCGGAACAGCUUUUAUUCGCACCCAUGUCAGUAUCGACACGCCUCUCAGGGUUUCGCAUAGAUAACACUGCCUCAAGUCGUGGCUUCUCUUCCACUUCUACUCUCGCUCUGCCUUACUCCGCCCCAACUAGUAACGUGACGAUCUUUUGUGGUGAGAAAGGCAUUGCGACAGACUCCGUCACCGUAACAAAAAUUCUUCAGUGGCGAACAGAAAAGGAUUUUUUUCAAGGUGAAGGUGAUGGCAGCAAACGGGUCGAUAAUACAAAGGUCAUUUUCGAAGGAAUAUGUCAUGGAGAAGAAGUAAUCGUUAACUGCUGGGAUGAUUCCAAGUCACUUGGACAAGCUAACACGAUUCUAGCUAUCUCAACGAACGCGCGAUAUAUCUGA
Messenger RNA from Penicillium taxi, 447 nucleotides. RefSeq lists its product as uncharacterized. The record is from RefSeq and is a predicted model, not a curated record. Lineage: Eukaryota; Fungi; Ascomycota; Eurotiomycetes; Eurotiales; Aspergillaceae. Bases 1 to 447 code for a protein of 148 amino acids. The transcript has 2 exons.